UUUUUCGUUCGUUGUGUGCGCGGGUUCUGUAUUUUGCAUUUUUAGUUUUUAUUUUUAUUUAAUUUUUGUGAAUUAAGUGCUUAGAAUUCAUUUGAAUUUUGCAUACGCUGCUACAGCAGCAUUACGCAGCAAUACACAAAAACGACAGCAAAAUGCAUUGACUGUGAGAUUUUGUAGGUACCAAAGAAGGCGCUUGCAUUGCGUCUCUGUCUUCCCAUCUUCGACAUUAAUAUUCACAAAGCCUGCGUUUAAUACUAUAAUAUAUUAAUAGCGAUCGCGGCAUAUUCACCUCACAACAACAUUAUGAUGCCGAGCACUUUCAUUGCUAGCUGCCUGUUGCUCUUCAGUCUGCCCGCUGCCCUCUUUGCCACGCCCGCCUCUAGUUCCACGCCAGCGAGCUCAACUCAAGGCGAUCUAGAAGCAAUCAAUGGCACAACCAAUUAUCGACUGUAUGGCAAAAAGGGCAAGGACGACAAGCCUUGGCUGAUUGAUCUCGACAGCCGGCACAUACACUGUGUGCGACGUUCACGAUGCCUCGAAGUCAAUGCCACACACAACACUUGCUUGGGUUCCAAGUUACCCUACGGCUUUACCAGUCUGGGCUUGACGGACUAUCGCCAGGAGAAGGAGUUGGAUGAGGCCUUGAGUGGCUACUAUGCGCUAAGACAUGUGCCCAAGUGCUGGGCUGUUAUACAGCCAUUUUUGUGCGCUGUUUUUAAGCCCAAGUGCGAGGUAAUCAAUGGUCAGGACAUGGUCUACCUGCCUUCGUAUGAAAUGUGCAAGAUUACCCUCGAGCCCUGCCGCAUGCUGUACAACACAACAUUUUUCCCGAAAUUUCUGCGUUGCAACGAAACCUUGUUUCCCAUGAAGUGCAGUAAUGAUGCCCGCGAAAUGAAAUUCAAUGUAACGGGCAAAUGUUUGGCACCUUUGGUGCCCGCCGACAACGCGGCGAGCUAUUAUCCCGGCAUUGAGGGCUGCGGCGUGCAAUGCAAGGAUCCGUUGUACACGGACGAUGAGCAUAGACAGAUUCACAAGCUCAUUGGAUAUGGUGGAACUUUAUGUCUGCUGUCGAAUCUGUUUGUGGUCGCAACUUUUCUCAUUGACUGGCAGAAUGCCAACAAAUAUCCAGCUGUCAUUGUAUUUUACAUCAAUCUGUGCUUUCUUAUCUCCUGUUUUGGUUGGCUUGUGCAGUUUACGUCGGGUUCUCGCGAGGAUAUCGUCUGUCGCAAAGAUGGCACACUUCGUCACUCGGAGCCCACGGCCGGCGAGAAUCUCUCCUGUAUUGUGAUAUUUGUGCUUGUAUACUACUUUUUGACUGCCGGCAUGGUGUGGUUUGUAUUCCUCACCUAUGCUUGGCAUUGGCGGGCCAUGGGCCAUGUGCAAGAUCGCAUCGACAAGAAGGGUUCAUACUUUCAUCUGGUGGCUUGGUCGCUGCCCUUGGUGCUAACGAUCACAACGAUGGCGUUGAGUGAGGUUGAUGGCAGCGGCAUUGUGGGCAUCUGUUUUGUGGGCUACACAAAUCAUUCGAUGCGUGCCGGUUUGCUGCUUGGACCUCUAUGCGGCGUCAUUCUAAUUGGUGGCUAUUUCAUAACGCGUGGCAUGAUAAUGUUGUUUGGCCUAAAGCAUUUUGCCAACGACAUUAAAUCCACAUCGGCUAGCAAUAAAAUCCAUUUGAUUAUUAUGCGGAUGGGUGUCUGUGCGCUGUUAACAUUAAUUUUCAUACUCGUUGCCAUCGCCUGUCAUGUGACGGAGUUUCGCCACUCUUCCGAAUGGGCCGAAAGCCUUAGGCAGUACAUAUUUUGUCGCAUCACCUCGGUGUUUGAUGAGAACAGCGUGUGUAAGAUCGAGAAUCGUCCCAGCGUUGGCGUGCUCCAACUGCAUUUGCUUUGCCUAUUCAGUUCGGGCAUUUUAAUGUCUACGUGGUGCUGGACUCCGUCCUCCAUUGAGACCUGGAAGCGUUACAUCAAAAAAAAGUGUGGCAAGGAAGUCGUCGAGGAAGUCAAGAUGCCCAAACACAAGGUCAUUGCACAGACUUGGGCCAAGCGCAAGGACUUUGAGGACAAGGGCCGACUAUCUAUAACCCUCUACAAUACGCACACCGAUCCAGUGGGCUUAAAUUUCGAUGUGAAUGAUUUGAACUCGUCCGAAACGAACGAGAUAAGCUCCACUUGGGUGCAUUAUUUGCCGCAAUGUGUGAAACGUCGCAUGGCCCUGACUGGCGUCACAACAGGCAACACAAACUCCUCCAGUCAAGGCCAGGCUGGACGCAAGAACUCGCUGGACUCGGAGAUUAGUGUGAGCGUGCGUCACGUGUCUGUGGAAUCGCGUCGCAACUCAGUCGACUCGCAGGUCUCAGUGAAGAUUGCCGAAAUGAAAACUAAAGUUGCUUCACGUUCGCGACAACAUGGCAAACAUGGUGGUUACGCCUCGAGCAGCAAUAAGCGCACACAACGGCGUCGCGAUUUCAUUGCGGCCAGCAGCGGACGCACCAAAUACAGCAGCGCCGCUGGACGUGGACGACGGGAGAGCAGCACCUCGGUGGAGUCGCAAGUGAUUGCGCUGAAGAAGACCACGUAUCCAAAUGCUAGUCACAAAGUGGGCAUGUUUGCCCAGAGCACCAAAAAGCAGCACAACAGCAGUCGGCGUCGCAAUGGGGGCCUCGACCCCACAAUCAUCAACGAAUUCAUACAAAAGAAUGGACAGUUUAUAUUGCCUUUUCUGCAGAAUCAAGGCAUGACCACGUCCUCAGACGAGGAGGAAAAUUCGCGUGCCUCGUUCAAGAUACAAGAUCUCAAUGUGGUGGUCAAGCAGGAGUUAAGCGACGACGAUGACGAUGAUGAUGAUGUCGAUGCUGGGCCAACAAUCCAAGAGCUGCCCAACAAUGGCAACAAGGCGGCGGCAUUAGAACAUUUUCUGAAGCACAUGCAAAAGUCUGGGGAAUCCAAUCGUCAUUCUCGCAACUCGCAGCGCAGUCGCAAGUCACGCAAUAAGGAAUCUACCAACAAGUCUCACAAACACGGCGGCGUGGAGUUGGAUCUCGAUCUCGAUAUGGAUUCGAAUAGUGAUUUCAAGCACAAAUACGCACGACAAUUGGCUGCUGCAAUUGAUGUCAACGGUGACUCAUUGAGCUGCUCCUCCGCUGAACUCGAUAUUCCACUCGACAUCAUGUUGCACAGCUCGUACUCGGGACUCUCAACAGGCAAACCAAAUUCACGCAACAGCAAGACUAGUUGUGAUGUGGGCAUACAGGCCAAUCCCUUCGACAUUGCCACACACACGUUGCCCAGCUAUGGAAACGAUGAACUGCAGCAGGCGAUGCGAUUGCUCAAUGCGGCAAGUCGUCAGCGCAACGUACUGCUGUCGGAGGAAGCUACGGAAAUGCAAUCGCUGCUUGGACCACGACAUCAGAAGGAACCAACGAUUAUGAGCGAAUCGGAUAAGCUUAAAAUGCUGCUACUGCCCUCUAAAUAGAGAGAGCAACAAUUUGCAUCCCACUUAACGAAAUGCAUUUACUUAAGUUUCAAAAACUCUACUCUUCCACUACAACAUCGAAUUACGAAUUAACGAAUACUCAUAGCCAUUAAGUUUUUGAAAAGUGUUUACAAAUCUCAAUCGAAAACUAUUAUCUUUAAGCUUUUGUCUGUGUGUUACCCAUUUUAUAUAUACUAUAUAUUGUCGCUAUAUUGACAGUCUAGACUAGUGAAUUUUUAGCAUCUAUGUAUGUUGUUUUAAAUGUACAAAUAAGUUGCCCUAUUGGGCAAAAUCACACAAACAAAAAAACGAAAACUGAAACGAAUUGUGUUACAAAAAAGUGCCUAAAAAAAAUGAUUACAAUUAAGAUUUUUGUAACUAAUAAACCGAUUUUAAAUCCCAUUUUAA
Messenger RNA from Drosophila sulfurigaster albostrigata, 3879 nucleotides. RefSeq names its product protein smoothened (gene smo). Gene Ontology annotation, cellular component: cilium; plasma membrane; dendrite. The transcript is spliced from 6 exons. Gene Ontology annotation, biological process: commissural neuron axon guidance; positive regulation of smoothened signaling pathway; smoothened signaling pathway. The coding region runs from base 304 to 3471 and encodes 1055 amino acids. NCBI's taxonomy places the organism in Eukaryota, Metazoa, Arthropoda, Insecta, Diptera, Drosophilidae. The record is from RefSeq and is a predicted model, not a curated record. Gene Ontology annotation, molecular function: patched binding; transmembrane signaling receptor activity.